Suillus clintonianus is the source of this 1120-nucleotide messenger RNA. RefSeq names its product ribosomal family S4e-domain-containing protein. Gene Ontology annotation, cellular component: cytosolic small ribosomal subunit; ribosome. Gene Ontology annotation, molecular function: RNA binding; structural constituent of ribosome. The record is from RefSeq and is a predicted model, not a curated record. NCBI's taxonomy places the organism in Eukaryota, Fungi, Basidiomycota, Agaricomycetes, Boletales, Suillaceae. The transcript has 5 exons. Gene Ontology annotation, biological process: translation. Bases 137 to 928 code for a protein of 263 amino acids.
CGCGCUUUUCAAUCACGUGAUUUAUCUUAACCCACCCUAAACUCGUAAGCUCAGUGGACGUAUUGAGUCAGUCAAACGAAGGCACCGAAAUCAAUAUCGUCGCCGCUGACGCCGUUCGCUCCUCAAGACUUUCAUCAUGGCACGCGGACCGAAAAAACACUUGAAGCGCCUUGCCGCGCCCUCCUCAUGGAUGUUGGACAAGUUGAGCGGUACCUACGCUCCCCGUCCUUCUCCUGGCCCCCACAAGCUCCGUGAAUCGCUCCCCCUCACCAUCUUCCUUCGCAACAGGUUGAAGUAUGCACUGAACGGCCGUGAAGUCACCUCGAUCGUCAAACAGCGAUUGAUCAAGGUCGAUGGCAAAGUGCGAACUGACACUACCUUCCCCACCGGCUUCAUGGACACCAUUUCCAUCGAAAAGUCCGGCGAGCACUUCCGUCUCCUUUACGAUGUCAAGGGUCGUUUCACCAUCCACCGCAUCACCCCCGAGGAAGCCUCCUACAAGCUCCUCAAAGUCCGCAAGGUCGCUCUCGGCGCCAAGGGUGUCCCCCAUGUCGUCACUCACGACGGUCGCACCAUCCGCUAUCCUGACCCUGCCAUCAAGGUUAACGACACUCUCAAGUUUGACCUUGAGCAGGGCAAAAUCACCGAAUUCGUUCACUUCGACACCGGAAACAUUGUGAUGAUUACUGGUGGACGUAACAUGGGUCGUGCUGGUGUGAUCACGCACCGCGAGAAACACAUUGGUGGUUUCGAUAUCGUGCACGUCAAGGAUUCCUUGGACAGAACCUUCGCCACCCGUAUCUCUAACAUCUUCGUCAUCGGUGAGGGCACAAAGCCCUGGAUAUCGCUACCCAAGGGCAAGGGUACGAAGCUCACCAUCUCGGAGGAGAGAGAUCUCAGGAGGAGACAGCGGGCUGCCGAGCAAUAGACGUUGUCAUGGAGGGUCUAUUGAUUUCUUUUGCAGCAUUACUUUCUCUCUAUGCCCCAUGUGUAUGGCCGAUCAUGACGCAAAAACGCAGAUACUCGCAUGGUGGUUAUGAAUAUAUGAUUCAUCUGCACUCUCUACUUCAUGUGUUCACUAAACAUUCGAAUGGCAUUGCAGUGUAAAUGGAGGAAAAAU